Molecule: messenger RNA, 720 nt
Organism: Symbiodinium natans
Lineage: Eukaryota; Dinophyceae; Suessiales; Symbiodiniaceae
Source: the annotation of a GenBank genome assembly
AUGUCCUGCGCACUGGCGCCGGGUUUUCGGCUCGGUGGCCCUGCAGCUUCCUUGAUCUUCCGUGGCUCCUGGCGGAUGCAGAUGCUCGCGCUUGGCUUCGAGGCAGAUGAGGUGUCCCCGACGCCCUCGAUGCCCCCAUGCCAUUUCUGCCACUCUUUGCCUCUGGUCUUCGGGCGCAAAGCCAACCAAAGAACUCAGCAGCCAGCGCAGUCAUCAGAUGCGAGCCGAAACCUGGACGCUGCGCUCUUCAGUGAAACCUUCAGGGAGGGUUUCGACCCUGCCAGAGGCCAGAAGGCCCAGAAGGCUCUGCCAUCCGCCAGCAUUCGAUGGAGACACCAACUGGGCCGCCAAGGCCCUGGGCACGCCGGCCAUGCCGGACAGCUGGCGACAGAUUCCAGCUUGCUUGGGAGCGUUUCGCCGAGCAGAGACGCAUUGAACAGAAUACCGAAGCCGCUUGCGCACGCGGGGGCAUUGGGGGCAUUUGCUUUGCCUGCUUGCCUGCCGUUUCAGCCAUGUGCUGGCCCAGGGAUUUGCGGUCCUUCCGGUUUUUUCGCCUUCCGAAAUUUACAAAAGUCCAAAUACCUAAAUGAGCCCAACCCCUCCAUUCUGUUCAGCAACUCUUGCCGUCUUGCCUUGCUGCCACAACGCCGUGCCCUCGCACCUGCUUCCCCAGCAGCCCACAACGAGCCGGAGAAUCGCCUCCCUUGUGGGUCACACUGA